AUGGCUUCAACAGAGGCCAUAAUUCAAUUCGGGAUCUUAAUCCUAACAUUAUCAUUAUGCUUCCUCAUGCUUUAUUUCCGCAACCAAAAAACCCAUUCAAAAACUCGAACCCGUAACAAAAUCCGUCAACCCGAACCAAACCGUCACCUGAAUCAAGCCUCACGCCAUCUGAACCGGGCCCGAUCCACAACAAACAAAACCCUCCACGCCAAAAACGCUCUCUCAGAAGCAGAUCAAGCCCUAGCUAUCACCCCACGGGAUCCCUCCGUCCACAUUCUCCGAGCCAGAGCACUUUGCAUCAUGAACCACCGCACCUCCGCCAUCAAGUCCCUCGACACAGCUCUCUCUCUUCCGGCCGCGAAGUUUCUUCCCCCGCAAGAGCGCGCCGAUUUGCUGGUUUUUAGGGCUGAAAUGAAACUCGCGGUGAAUCGGAAGCGGCGAGUUGAAUCGGCGAUGGAGGAUAUUGAAGAAGCGGUUAGAGUGAGUGGAGAGGAAAAUGAUAACUCUGAAGCUUUGUGUUUGUUGGGAAAAUGUUACGAAUGGAAAGGGAUGAGAGAAGAAGCGAAGAAUGUGUAUGAGAAGGUUCUUGACGUUGAACCGGGUUCAGCUGAGGCUCGCAUUGGGUUGAAACGGUUAGGCCUGUAG
Lathyrus sativus (Indian pea) is the source of this 645-nucleotide messenger RNA. The record is from the annotation of a GenBank genome assembly. Lineage: Eukaryota; Viridiplantae; Streptophyta; Magnoliopsida; Fabales; Fabaceae.